AUGCCCAUUGAUUUAUACACGCCUAGAGAAUAUAAAAUCUAUCCCAAUGAGAAGACACUGUACGUAUCCUGGUACCUUCCAAGAAAAGAAAAGGAAAAGAAACCAAACGCCCUCCGGGAACAAGACCAAAAGCCCCACCGAUGUCGGGAGGGGUCGAAUGAAGACAACCCCAACUCUCCGACUAUCAAUCACCCAAGGACACUCUUUCCCGCGGAAUACUUCCAGUAUAUCCAAAUAAAUAGGUUGCAGACCCCCCACCUCCUCUCCAUACAUGUUGCGGAUCAGCUCUCGUGUUCUUUCCACUCGAAUUGCCCACUCUCAGCUUCUCUCAUCACCAACCUCUUCUUUCUAUCGUAUCCUCCGACCUCAACUCCCCAUCCAAAUCGUCACUAUGUCUGGCAUGACCCCUAUCUCCGCCGCCGGUGCUUGUCCUCCGUUGACAAGAUCGUCAAGGUCAAUGCUGCGGCUGACCGAGAUACUCGACAGGUUUUUCUUACUGAUAUGGCGAACUUCGCUGAGAUGAACGCCACAUAUGAGAAGUUUUUCACUCAUAAGCCCGCUCGUAGCUGUGUCGCUGUUGCCCAGCUCCCCAAGGGCGUGCCUGUAGAGAUCGAGUGCAUUGCUCUGGCCUAA
Messenger RNA from Aspergillus oryzae RIB40, 633 nucleotides. RefSeq lists its product as uncharacterized. Gene Ontology annotation, cellular component: cytosol; mitochondrion. The coding region runs from base 1 to 633 and encodes 210 amino acids. NCBI's taxonomy places the organism in Eukaryota, Fungi, Ascomycota, Eurotiomycetes, Eurotiales, Aspergillaceae. Gene Ontology annotation, molecular function: deaminase activity. The record is from RefSeq and is a predicted model, not a curated record. The transcript is spliced from 3 exons.